AUGGAAAUCCUGUAUGAAUGUGGAAGCCAUUAGCAGAGUAAUUGCUGUCUGUUACCAUGACAACCAGCCGCUGCAGUCACCUGCCUGAAGUCCUGCCAGACUGCACCAGCUCCACUGUGCCCGUGGUGAAGACCGUGGAGGAUUGUGGCAGCCUAGCGAAUGGGCAGCCACAGUAUGUCAUGCAAGUUUCAGCCAAGGACGGGCAGCUGCUGUCAACAGUAGUGCGGACUCUUGCCACCCAGAGCCCCUUCAAUGACCGGCCAAUGUGCAGGAUCUGCCAUGAAGGCAGCAGCCAAGAGGACUUGCUCUCUCCAUGUGAAUGUACAGGGACCUUGGGGACAAUUCAUCGGAGCUGCCUGGAGCACUGGCUGUCGUCCUCAAACACCAGCUACUGUGAACUCUGCCACUUCAGGUUUGCAGUGGAGCGCAAACCCAGGCCGUUAGUGGAGUGGCUCCGAAACCCAGGCCCCCAGCAUGAGAAACGGACUCUGUUUGGAGACAUGGUGUGCUUCUUGUUCAUAACGCCCCUGGCCACCAUCUCGGGCUGGCUCUGCCUGCGGGGCGCCGUGGACCACCUGCACUUUAGUAGUCGGCUCGAAGCCGUCGGACUGAUUGCACUCACUGUCGCACUCUUCACUAUUUACCUCUUUUGGACACUAGUGUCAUUUAGGUACCACUGUCGAUUGUACAACGAAUGGCGUCGGACCAAUCAGAGGGUGAUUCUCCUCAUUCCAAAGUCUGUCAACGUACCUUCUAACCAACAGUCCUUGCUGGGCCUCCAUUCGGUCAAGAGGAACUCAAAGGAGACAAUUGUUUGAUGCUCGUGUGGGUGGGUGGUUGAUGAGUUGUUUGGGAUCUGGAAGUUCCUACGCUGGGGCCAUGCACUGAGUCACCCCAAAACCCUUCUUUAAGCCUGUGGGUCUCAGAACAGCCAGAACCACGUUAGUACAUCGCCCUAAGCAACAAACUCUGCCGGAAGAAAGCAAAUGCUGUUUUACUUCAAAUCAUGGAUGCUGCAAUCAUAUGAUAUUUGCUAAGCUGCCAAACAUGUUUAUUUAGCAGAUACUGUAUGGAAUUUUCUGAACACCUCUUUAACACGGAGGAAAGCGCUCCGCAUAAGGACGCAGUUCUUCCUUUUUUAUUACUAUUUCAAAUAGAGAGAUAUAUAUUAAACCUAGAUGAUAAUCAACAUCAGAAAAGCCAAGGUAAAAGCUGGCUUCUUGGUUUGGAUGGGUUCUGUUUUGGCUAGUUUAUUUGUUUCCUGGUUUCUACUGUAUAUUCUUUGGGGCAGUUUGAUAGCUUGAGUGGUCUUUUUCGUCUCUUUCUGUCUCUCUUCAAGGAGACAUCAUACCGACUUCAGAACAAGUCAGAUCCGAAGGAUGUUUUGUACUAAACCUCAUUUAAUUAUUCCGUUUUUAAAGAAACAAACAAAAAAAGAAGGUGUGGCCCCCCUCCACACAGUGAGCUGUUUAUUUAAGUACCAGUAGCGAGGGGGGAUGAUGGUGAGAAGCACGCUCCUGUCAACUUGUUUAGUACUGACAGCUGAUAGAAGCUAUUUUCUAAUAAUAAAUAUACAGUGUGUGAAAGACAAA
This is a messenger RNA of Elephantulus edwardii (Cape elephant shrew), 1592 nucleotides long. RefSeq names its product membrane-associated ring finger (C3HC4) 3, E3 ubiquitin protein ligase (gene MARCHF3). NCBI's taxonomy places the organism in Eukaryota, Metazoa, Chordata, Mammalia, Macroscelidea, Macroscelididae. The coding region runs from base 57 to 818 and encodes 253 amino acids. The record is from RefSeq and is a predicted model, not a curated record. Gene Ontology annotation, biological process: protein ubiquitination. The transcript has 4 exons. Gene Ontology annotation, molecular function: ubiquitin-protein transferase activity; zinc ion binding.